Messenger RNA from Puccinia graminis f. sp. tritici CRL 75-36-700-3, 2175 nucleotides. RefSeq lists its product as uncharacterized. The transcript has 4 exons. The record is from RefSeq and is a predicted model, not a curated record. Bases 1 to 2175 code for a protein of 724 amino acids. Lineage: Eukaryota; Fungi; Basidiomycota; Pucciniomycetes; Pucciniales; Pucciniaceae.
AUGGAUUCCAAAGCAAUCACCGUCUGUGAAUUGCUCCAAUCGUUACCUUGCAAGAUGACACCAAAGUCGUUCUUGCUGCACUUCUUACAAUCUGAUAACUCUGAUUUAGCCUACCGGCGGCGCUAUUGGGCAGAGUCGGCCGUUGACUCAACACUCGUCUUGGUCGAGGCAAUUGCGGAGGAAUUGAAGAGUUCGGCUACUGGACGGAAUGUGUGGGCCAAAUUUAUUGAACAAGAGGCCAUCAAGUUAUUAGCAAGUCAACAACCUCCCAAAGGGAAUCAUCCUGUUGGGGCCUUUCAGAGUUCAACAACGGUCACAAGGGAGUACCUCGGCCCAGAUGAGAAGGAGAAGCGCGAGGGGCUGCUUACUUCGACUCAUAUGCCGUUCUUGUACAACAUCCUGGUGGGAUCUCUUCAUCAUCAGCGCGGGCGGUGCAACUCGCCCGAGAGCGACGACGAGCUCGAGGAUGAGUACCUGACGGAAGCUGAUGAGGGUGACAUGCCAAUUGACCUUGAUGUGGUUGCAUACACCCGACGUUUGACUGGGGAGGCCAGGGUGACCUUUAGGUAUCAUCGCAUUGUCACGACAGUCUGUUCGAUGAUGUGUUUUGCCUCUAACCGACGGGCCAAUGGCCUCCAGUUGGUCAAUGGGGUUCGUUUCUUGGCUUGUGGCAUGUCGGAGCGAGUCCAUGAUUACAUGAAUUUCAUUGGACUGGCUUCAUCCCGAUGGACGGCACUUGCGGCUUUGGGAACGUUGGCUAAAGAGGCUCAGUCUAACUUAAAAUUGGCUAUGGCGGGGACCGACGACAACCCUGUUGGUCCCUCAAUUUGUAUCGAUAAUAUUGACAUGGUCGAGAAGGUCCAUGCUUUGUCUGUUGGGAAUCGGACUCAUACGUUCCGUGGGACGUGGGGCUACAUCCACUUACCCGACCCUAAGCUGCUCAAAAGACUCAAACACGAUGAUUUAUCGCUACCCGCUUACUACGAGGCGAUGCGCCUGGCUCAAGAUGUUCCAAUUGAGCCGGAGUACUUCCUUCCCACCACUGAAUCAAACAUAGUUGAGGAGGCCGUAUGGAAGUCGCAAAUUGCGUCAGUGAUGGUAAAGUAUAUUGCAGUGCCGUCCGAUAAAUCCUCUUCUGUGCCUACCGAUCCACCAGUUGUCGAUCAGAUUAGCCACGAGAAACCGGUGAUUCACACGUUGAAACUGAUGGAUGCCUCAGACAACUGUGCCGAGGGAGUUGGCCAGGUAUUCCAGUCGAUCAUCAGCCAAACCGGGAUACCUGCGGAGAAGUUUUACGGACGUCUUCAGCCUAUGGAUGGGGACCUGGGGACCGUGCAGAAUUUCAACUGCCUACGCUCGCAGCGGUUCCCCAAUCCUUUUGCCGUAGAGAAGAUGAAUAAUUGUGUCUUUCAGCUGGGUGCGGCACAUACGUUGUGGAAUGUUGCAUCCACAAUCUUUACACAUCAUUUUGGUGAUGCGAAAAAGUCUUCUAACUGUGGCGCAUGGCAAUUCCUUGAGGCAUUGGGCUUCCCAUCGGAGAAGGCAAUCCAGAAGAAGGAUUUCACGCUUAUGAUCAACCAGAUGGAGCGGGUCCUUGAGGGGAUAUUAUUCUAUUGCUUACGUGUCAUCAUGAAGACCAAUCGCCAGCCUAUACCUCAAGAGGUGGGCACUAUCCCAACGGAUGCCUGGAACAAAAUAGUCGACUCCUGCUAUUCAAGGUUCUGUUCGUCCCAAGCCCGACGCGAUGCAGCUACUAGGGAUUGCCCAAAAUUGCACAAUACCCUGGUUAUGCUUCAUGACUUCUCAAGUGUAGUUGAAGCAAGCCGAUCAAUGAAAGCUGGGGAUAUAGGAAGGCUGCUCAUUGUAUGGAAAAAAUGGUGCCUGAUGUCUCAAUCACUAUCUGGGAUGACGAACUACUCGUCUUACUUGCCGCGGAUGGUGCUUCUCCUGACAGUAAUCUUGCCGGUGUCCAUGCAGAAGUUUAUGCAGCACAACUUAUUGUUCUCCCCAUCGGGCCGGAAAAAUCACUUUGUGGCUAAGGAUUAUCAUUUAGAAACAUUCAAUGCAUGGUUGAAAUUCUUCUAUAAUAACACUGGUAAUGGAACUCAGAUUGAGCGGCUCAAGGAAGUGUAUAGUCUAAAUAUUGAGACUGUAAGUCAUUCCUCAAAGAAGUGA